Messenger RNA from Pocillopora verrucosa, 1228 nucleotides. The record is from RefSeq and is a predicted model, not a curated record. Lineage: Eukaryota; Metazoa; Cnidaria; Anthozoa; Scleractinia; Pocilloporidae.
AUGGCUGUGAAUUGGGGAAUUAUAUCUUUUGGUUUUGUCUCCAUUACAGCCGGUACGGCCAUGCCAACUUCAGCACAAGAUGGGCACUGCUCCCACCCCAAUGAUACACUCGCACCCUCCGAGCUGAACCGUUCGGACUAUCGGACACUACAGCAGAGUGUUCAAGAAAUGCGUCGAAUCUGGCAUAGAAUGAAAUGUGGCAAUGAGACACCUACAUCUAUUGACAAAGUCUGUUGUAGCUCUUGGUGUGAGCAGUUGACUUAUUUUUUCAGUCAGGCGUCUUCUUGGAAAGAUCACUGUUUCAAAAUGUGGGGAUGCAGAAAAAGUGAAAAAACUCGCAAGCAGUUUUCUGUGAUAUUGACAAAUACAACCGACUCGUCGUAUUUGGGCAGAAUCAAAGUGAAACAGUGCUGGAAACUGAAUUUUUCUGCCAUCAAGCUAACACCAUCAAGCGAGUCCCCAGGAAGGAAACUUGUUGACACCAUUCUAAAAGAAGUGACCAGCUCUUCUGGAAAUAAAGUAACUCAAGAAAAAAUGGAACGCACUUUCCUCACUGUCACUGAUUUGGAGGAGUUCAUUGGGAAUUAUGCCCAAAAUCGCCUUAAUCAAACCGUACCUAAGAUUGACAUCCGUGGUAAACAUGCAGAUAUUUUGGUCAGGAAGAUUUUCCACAAAAAUGAGACUGGAGUACAAUUUGAGGAUGAUAAAGGAGAAAACUAUGUCAGUGUCCCUGUUACAGGCUUGGAUAACGGAUCAGUUGUACUUUGUGUCAUUUACAAAGAUCUCCAUGAGGUAUUCCAAACAGGCCAGCCAAACAGUAAUAUCCUGUCUGCAACGAUAUGGCCGAAGAACCACACUCUCAGGAAGAAUGUUACGUUGAGAUUUCGAAACCUAGCGGAUGCACCGAACAGAAGCUGCGUGUUUUGGAAUACUUCAAAAAACAGUUGGUCAGGACAAGGGUGUCUCCUAACAUCGAGGAACGAAUUUUAUACCGAGUGCAGCUGCAAUCAUUUGACUCACUUUGCAGUUCUUAUGCAGUUUGACAGGGGAACCAGCAGUAACUUUUUAAGUAAGACUGACGAAACAGCGCUGGAAAUUCUUACAUAUGUGGGCUUGUCUUUUUCUCUGGUUGGAAUCACUUUAACAAUCAUCAGUUAUGCUGUUCUUACAGACAUGAGGGGACCUUUAUCUCAGAUUCGAGUGAGUCUAGUCGCUUCACUUGGUGCAG